AUGGAGCCUUUCCCAAAGCGGCGGCGAUCAUGCAGCGUGGAGCCCGGCGAAAAAGGUGUUCUGCAGGGCGAACCUGCUGACCUCACAAGCGAAGUUCGCAGGCUGCUGGCAGAAGGACUGCUUCACCAAGCGGCGGCGUGCUGCGAGCGUGAAGCUGCGCUGUUCCCAAAGUGGUCGCAGCCUUGGUUCUUGCGCGGAUUCGUCCACGAUGUGGCACACGAGCACGAGCAGGUGGCCAGUUGCAUGCGAAGAGCCUUGGAGCUAGAUCCAAGCCGAGCAGAUGCGUGGCUGUUCUUGGCUGAGUGCGACUACCGCCGCGGCGACUUCGAAGGUGCCUUCCGUGCCUUCGACGAGGUUUGCCAUUUAGACCCAGGCGGCCCAGCAGCACAGCAGGCCAUGGCUGACCAAGCCCUUCUUCGGCGAAACCUCCGUUGCGUGUUCGUCCACCGGAAUGUCUGGCAGCCGGAGACGGCGCAAGCCCUCCUCAAUUUCUCAGGAGGUCCAGAUGCUAGAGGAGCCUCGCCUGCGGUCCGCUUGUGGGAUGCCGCCUUGCCGGAGGAGCUUUUCGGGCUGGUCAGAGAGAGUGUGGACGACCUUUGUGUCUGGAGGACAAAGAGCCCGGCAAAAAUGAACACGUUCUGGUUGGAUCGGAGCGCAGAGCCGAGGACGGCUACAGAGCUGGCAGGGAGAGCGCUGCUGAGGCUGCUGGGCCAGGACCACAAGCAAUAUCGAGGUAUCGAGUGGUGGUGUCGCAACCAGGCGGCGCAGAUGGGCGCUCAUUUCCACUACGAUACGGCUAUCUCAGGCUGUGAAGGAGCGGCGGUCUCGCCAGAGUCCCUUCGCCCAACGCUGUCCAGCGUGCUCUAUCUCGGGGAUGUGGGUGGCCCCACGAUGAUCCUCAACCAGGUGGCCACUUCGCAAGCCAAGCUUUUUCCGCCAAUGCCGGACAGGGGUUGGACAGUCGCGACACGACGGAACAGAUGGUUGGUCUUCCCUGGUAAUCUUUUCCACGGCGCGGUGUCCUUUGGUGCCAACGAGGCCCAGCCGACUGCACCUCGCUUUGUCAUUUUGUUUAACUUUUGGGCGGAACACCGCCCGGCGGCGCCGUCAUGCCAAGCCCCUAACUUCCAGGACUACAUGCCUGUUUGCAGCGUUUCACCGACCGCACGCCACCUGCUGCCGGACAAUCGGAUCGAGGAGCUGCAGAGACUCGUCCAGGUGCAGAGGAAUGCGACAGAGCUUCAUCCAUCGGAGCUUUGUAGUGCCAAGGAUAUGCCCCGAUCGGUUAUCGUGGAAGAUUUUCCUUUUGGUUUGCCACUGCCCGUCAGCGAGGUGCUUGCAGCAACUGGGAUCUGCGGUGGCUUUCUGUCCUUGAACUUCCAUUCUGCCGCAGCCUCGUUUCUGGAAGGGACCGGACAAAGGGUGUGGAUAUCCUUGCUUCGACCUCUUGCUCCUAAGCUAUUUUGCAGUAGUUCGUCGUUGACCACGACCUAA
Symbiodinium sp. CCMP2456 is the source of this 1494-nucleotide messenger RNA. The record is from the annotation of a GenBank genome assembly. Lineage: Eukaryota; Dinophyceae; Suessiales; Symbiodiniaceae.